AUGCAGCAGUCAACCUACCAGGGCCACCGGCCCCAGGCGAACUACUACUCCAUUCCCCCCGGCGCCAGCAGGAGUACCGGAGAAGACACGGGGGUUCCUCUUUCCUCGGCGCCGUACGGAAUGCACGGAGGUAUCUCGUCUAUGCUUUCUUCCAACGGAGGAGGCGACAGCAGCAGUAUGGGGUCAAACCAAGCAUCACUAGCAUCACAGUUGCCAUCAACCAUGCCAACAUCAAACUCUCAUCUGCCGCCCCUGCCGACCUUAUCACACCUGUCUCCUCAAAUCACCACGCCUUUGCCGCAAAACCCGUCAUCUCUAAACCACCACGCUGCCGUUUCGCAGGUAUCCGAGACGUCCCACAGCUCGUCGCCAGAGACCUACCGCCAGCCGAGUUACUCUUCCUACAACGGCAGCCAUGCAUCUUCAUACUCAGGAAAUUCCAAUUUCCCGAGCAGCCACGCCCCGGCAUCUUCACUGCGGUCGCCACCGUCUACUUCGGAAAUCUCACGAGCCCCAUCAGUUCUACCGACGGCACAAUCACACCUCCUGUCGCCAUCUCCAAUGGCGCCGAAUUACACAUACUCGCGGGGGCCUGCCCAACCCUCGCAGAACCAAUAUCACUACCAACCACAAAUGAUGACACCGACCGCGGGCCAUACGUACGGCGCAUCAUCGAUGAUGGGCCACAUGGUUUACCAUCCGGGAUUCCCGCCGCAGCAUGCUAUCUAUCCGCACCCGCCUUCUGACAAGUCAAACUCUGCGCGACCAUUCAAGUGCAGCACAUGCUCGGUGGCGUUCAACCGGAAUCAUGACCUCAAGCGUCACACGCGCAUUCACUUAUCGGUCAAGCCUUUUCCAUGCAAGUCGUGCGACAAAGCUUUCUCCAGGAAAGACGCGCUGAAGCGGCACCGACUUGUCAAAGGCUGCGAGGCAGAACCCGAAAGCAAGAGCAACACUGAGGAAAAGUCGCCGCCCCAAUCUAAGCGGGACUCGGAGUCGAGGAGCGUCAGUACUGAGCUUUCGCCGCACUCGAUAGCCCCUCCGGUAUACAGCUUGAAAGGCGACUACCCGUACAUGAAGCAGGAUGCCUACAUCAAGCAUGAGUCUUUCAUCAAGACCGAGUGAGUUUUGGGUUUUACGAGGUUUUUUUUUAUUCAUAGUUCUGGCUGCAUGCACUCAUUGUGGGCGUUUUUGGUUGCCUUAAAAAGCAUGGGCAUUGGUGAUCAUGGAAAGAAAGGCAAGUGUCUUGCUGGGGAUUUCAUACAGGAUUUUUGGGUUUCUUGCAUGUGGUCUGUGAUCUGUUUUUUUUUUUUCUGAUUCAUUUCUCUUAUAUUUCCUCACUAUUCUUUUUGCAUUUUCACUCUUGGAUCUGUUGACGCAGUACGAGCUGCUACUGGAUCGGUUCGUCGGGACCGCGGCCUUUUUGCCUUGUUUUGACCCCAACGUUGCUCGGCAGCUCUGCUGCUUCACGUUCUCUCGAGAUACCCUACGAUCAGUUUAUUGUUCAUCAUUCAGUUUUUUUGUACUUUCUGCAUGAUUA
Messenger RNA from Pyricularia grisea, 1540 nucleotides. RefSeq lists its product as uncharacterized. Lineage: Eukaryota; Fungi; Ascomycota; Sordariomycetes; Magnaporthales; Pyriculariaceae. The record is from RefSeq and is a predicted model, not a curated record. Bases 1 to 1125 code for a protein of 374 amino acids. The transcript has 2 exons.